Molecule: messenger RNA, 779 nt
Organism: Scheffersomyces coipomensis
Lineage: Eukaryota; Fungi; Ascomycota; Pichiomycetes; Serinales; Debaryomycetaceae
Gene: RRS1
Product: Rrs1p
Exons: 1
Coding region: 102-710 (202 amino acids)
Biological process (GO): ribosome biogenesis; endonucleolytic cleavage in ITS1 to separate SSU-rRNA from 5.8S rRNA and LSU-rRNA from tricistronic rRNA transcript (SSU-rRNA, 5.8S rRNA, LSU-rRNA); ribosomal large subunit biogenesis
Cellular component (GO): preribosome, large subunit precursor; nucleolus; nucleus
Molecular function (GO): protein binding
Source: RefSeq, a predicted model, not a curated record
CAUACAUCUCAUCACACAAAUUUAUUUUUAUUUCAAUUUGUUUAUUACUGCUACUGCUUUAGUUGAAAUAGAUUACCAAAUAAAGGAGAUUAAUAGAAGAGAUGUCAACCGAAAAAGAAUAUAAACCAGUUACUGUGGAUAAACUUAUACCCAAUACCUUUGAUUUAGGUAAUUUGGCUACAUUUGAUCCAAAUCCAUUAGAUAAUAGUAAAUUAAAUAAUGAUAAUGAAAGAGAAGAAUAUUUAACUUCAGUUACAAGAGAUAAUGUUCAAUUAUUAAUAAAUCAAAUAUUAUCCUUACCAGUGAAGACUACUACUGAUAGUCAAGUUACAUCUACUGGACAAAAUAGUACUAUGACAUUAAUACAAUUACCUGAACCAACUACAUUAUUACCAAGAGAAAAAUCAGUACCAAAGGCUAAGGCACCAACCAAAUGGGAACAAUUUGCUGCUAGAAAGGGUAUUAAGGCUAAGGCUAAGGAUGGUAAAUUAAUAUAUGAUGAAGCUAGUGGAGAAUGGGUUCCAAAAUGGGGUUAUAAAGGUAAGAAUAAAGAACUUGAUAGUCAAUGGUUGGUUGAAGUUGAAGAUAAAGUGAAGAAUACUGAUAAAGAAUUAAUAGAUCCAAGAACUUUGAAACGUGCUGAAAGAAAGAAAUUAGUUAAAAAGAAUGAAUUACAACAUAAGAGAAAUCUUAAAAAUCAAUCAACUUAGUUAGGUAGGUUGACUGAAAUAUAUUUAAUUUUGCAUAGAUAGUGUAUAUAUACGAUCCAUUUUUUUAAC